AUGAAGAUCAAUAAGGUGGUGGAUGGUGAGAAAGAAAUAGAAAUGCUACUAGUGACUGCCAAAUGCGCUGAAAUUCCCAGCGUCCCCGGUGACGUUGAGCUUCAGGAAAGGCCAAAAAUAGUUUCGUAUUUUCGACCGGAACCGAAUGAGCAAGUUGUGCUGAAAAAAGAUCUGCCUCCUUUGGAAGAAGACAGAAUCCCCCCAUGUAUGCAGCUUUGA
Messenger RNA from Opisthorchis viverrini, 219 nucleotides. RefSeq lists its product as hypothetical. The record is from RefSeq and is a predicted model, not a curated record. NCBI's taxonomy places the organism in Eukaryota, Metazoa, Platyhelminthes, Trematoda, Opisthorchiida, Opisthorchiidae. Bases 1 to 219 code for a protein of 72 amino acids. The transcript has a single exon.